GGCAGUCGUACCUUGGAUCACCUAUGUUGACGGCUGUCUGAUGGAAAAGAGGUUACUGACUGUAGAUCCUAGGGUGGGGGCCAGUACCUUGGACAUGGGAUAUCAACGUUUGUUGGCGCAGCAACACCACUCCCAGAUGUCACUUCCGUCCUCCAAAGGUGCUAGAAUUAACCCUAAACGCGAAGAAAAUAAGCAAGGGACGCUACCAGUUCCAUUGAAAGGGGAUGCCGUGAGCUUUCCACGCUACCUCCGCCAGAAGACAGGAGUAAGCGAGCCAUACGCUGCAGCGAUAUUUAAGGCCAACAGGGGCCAGCAGCUACCGUUAACGAGAUUUAUUCACGUUUUACCUGACCUCACGUAUCAUAUCGAAGUGAUGAACGACCUUCUCUCGUUUCACAAGGAAGAAAUGGAGGGUGAAUCAUUCAACAUGAUUCACCUCCGGACUCAGGCCCUACGAUCUGCUUCGAGAAAGGGUAGCCAGGGUGGGUGGACGCUGAUGGACACGUUCAAUCUGCUUUGUGAUGAAGUGAGAGAAGCGACGUUUAGGAUCGAUGCAAUGUUGCGGUUGGGUGAAGUUGAAAAAAGGCUUGCAAGCGGAGAGCGUCAACGUCACGGCGAAGAGGGUGUUUGUAUGACGGUGGACGAGGCGAUAGCGAAGCAGUGGAGGGGAUUCAGAGACGGGUAUAUUUCGUGGCACCUUGAGUCGAGGAGAUACAAGUUGGAUUUCUUGAAGGCCGAAUACUGUUGAAUGCAUGUGACUACUCUGUGGCAAAAAUAUGAGGGAUAAAAUUUCAACCAUGUAUAUCACGCUAAUUACCAUUGAAUAAAUAUAAUUUGCA
Molecule: messenger RNA, 839 nt
Organism: Serpula lacrymans var. lacrymans S7.9
Lineage: Eukaryota; Fungi; Basidiomycota; Agaricomycetes; Boletales; Serpulaceae
Exons: 3
Coding region: 41-748 (235 amino acids)
Source: RefSeq, a predicted model, not a curated record